AAGCAGUUGGCAGUCUGAGUUCGUUGUGUGCGCUUAAAAAUUUCAUUUGUAAUAAAGUCUAGAACCAACUACAUAACAAUGGAACAAUUUAAAGGCCUUCAAAAAUCCCUAUACAUAUGGACGGAUAGCGGUGAACUGGACAAACGCGUACAGACACUGAAAGAAGCCACCGGCGGCGAGGUAGCUGUCGAGAACGUGCAUCGUCUGUCGUUUUCCUCCUACGCCAAUUCGUGUUUCGAUCUAAUUGUAAUUGAAUGCGCCCAAUUGACCGACAAUUACGUAAAAUUACUGCACAUGCUCAAACCGAGCGGCAAACUGCACUUGUUCGCUUACAUCGGACCAGCUGGCAGUUUGUUGCAAGAAAUCAAACUGUCUGGCUUCAUCAAUUGCAGCGAGGAUGCGUCGGCUAAUACGUUGACAGCUGAGAAGCCUGGCUAUGAGACAGGUUCAUCGGCUCGGCUAUCUUUUGCUAAGAAAUCACCUAGCAUGAAUGUCUGGAAGAUAAGCGGCGAUGAUGAGGAGCUAAUCGAUGAGGAGGAGUUGCUCGAUGAGGAGGACAAACAAAAACCCGAUCCAGCUGGAUUACGUGUCUGCAGCACUACGGGCAAACGUAAAGCAUGCAAAAAUUGUUCCUGUGGCCUUGCCGAGGAGUUGGAGGAUGAGAAGAAAACAAAAGCAGCAAGCGAGAAUGCAAAGUCCAGCUGUGGAAAUUGCUAUCUGGGCGAUGCGUUCAGAUGCUCCACUUGCCCCUAUCUGGGCAUGCCAGCGUUCAAGCCCGGCGAGAAAGUUCAACUGGCGGACAAUUUGCUGAAAUCUGAUAUUUAGGCUUAGGAUACAGUGCAUUCAGAUAGACUUGGACACUUUAUUAAGUGAAAUUUUAUAAUUAAAAAAUACAUUUCAUAAACAAACAUAAAA
This is a messenger RNA of Drosophila hydei, 915 nucleotides long. It is a transcript of the gene CIAPIN1, whose product is annotated as anamorsin homolog. Gene Ontology annotation, cellular component: cytoplasm. The record is from RefSeq and is a predicted model, not a curated record. The transcript is spliced from 3 exons. Gene Ontology annotation, biological process: iron-sulfur cluster assembly. Gene Ontology annotation, molecular function: iron-sulfur cluster binding. Bases 79 to 825 code for a protein of 248 amino acids. NCBI's taxonomy places the organism in Eukaryota, Metazoa, Arthropoda, Insecta, Diptera, Drosophilidae.